AUCGUCUCGGACAAAAGAUGCGGCGAAACGUGCUGCCCGAGCUCCGCCGAUAAGCCCCGAGACGUAGCCCGCAGAGAGAAUCGCAAAGAGGACGAGGAGCGGUCGACAGGUGGUUGUUGUGAGGCCACUGAGCACCGAGGCGCACCGCCGACAUGCUGCCGCCGCCGCCCGGCGCCCUGCUGCUGCUGGCGGCUGUCUGCUCGAGCUUCGACCGGACCGGAGCUGAGGGUUGUGGAACAUCGUGUGGAAAAUGUGACUGCAGUGGUGUGAAAGGAGAAAAGGGUGAACGGGGAUUUCCUGGUCUUCAAGGUAAUAUGGGAUUUCCAGGGAUGCAGGGACCUGAGGGGCCUCCAGGGGCAAUGGGCCCAAAGGGAGAUCUGGGGGGGCCUGGCUCUCCUGGACUGAAAGGAGUGAGGGGUCCGCCUGGUCUGCCAGGUUUCCCAGGAAACCCAGGACUGCCAGGCAUCAAUGGAAAUGAUGGCCCACCAGGUCAAUCAGGUAUCCCAGGAUGCAAUGGGACUAAAGGAGAAAGGGGAAGGGACGGCACUCCUGGUUUUGGUGGACUUCAAGGACCUCCGGGCAUCCCAGGAAUUCCUGGAAUUAAGGGUGACGCUGGUGGUCUGAUUGGGAUCGUUCCCCUGAAAGGAGACAGAGGAUUCCCCGGCACACCGGGAUUACCUGGAUCAAUUGGAACUUCUGGACCCACCGGACCACCAGGACCUCGUGGCUACCAAGGACCCAAAGGUGACCCUGGUCCAGCUGGCCCUCAAGGAGAGAAGGGUGACAGGCUGGCUUUUGUGAGUGAGAAAGGAGAAAAGGGUGAGCCAGGAUUUCGUGGCCCACCGGGCCCCCCCGGACCUCCCCAGGGAGUGGAAGGACAAACCACAGUGCAUGUACCUGGACCACCGGGAGACAGAGGACUUCACGGAGACAAAGGAGAGAAAGGCCAUUGCAUCGCUCAUCUCAGUGGUAUCAAAGGUGAAGCCGGUCCACCUGGACCAAGAGGUAAACCUGGCAAGGAUGGAGAUAAUGGGACAAAGGGAGAGAUGGGCUUUCCAGGAGGCCCCGGAUACAUUGGUUCCCAGGGUGAAAAAGGAGAACGAGGACCACCAGGUUAUGGUAGCGGUUCCCCUGGCCCGCCUGGUCCUCGUGGUCUCCCAGGGUUACAAGGAGAAAAAGGUUUUCUUGGGCCUCAGGGAGAGGCAGGUCCACCAGGCCGACACAUCGAAGGGCCUCGAGGGGAGCAGGGUCAGAAGGGAGACGUGGGUGAGAAAGGAGACAGGGGAAUAGAAGGAGAGUCUCUGGUCGGGCCUCCAGGACAACCAGGAGUUGCUGGACCUCCUGGAACACCAGGCCUCCCAAUUGUCUCUAGUCAAUGUGACAUAGAGAAAGGCGCUCCCGGCCCAGCUGGACCUCCAGGGUUACAAGGGGAAGUCGGACAGAAAGGUGACAUAGGCGAUACCUGUGUUCAGUGUGAAUCUUUCGGCCCACCUGGAUUACCUGGCCCCCAGGGGUUUAAGGGAGAUCGCGGACCUCCUGGGGCAGUAGGAGGCAAAGGAGAGAAGGGUCAGUCAGGCCCCGCUGGACAAUCUGGAAGAACCGGUACCGACGGCAGCCCUGGGCUGAUGGGAGCUCCUGGUGCUGUUGGUGAGCCCGGGGACAUUUUCAUAGCUCCCGGUCUGAAGGGAGACAGAGGUUUUUCUGGUCUUGAUGGUUCACCGGGAAAGCCAGGACUUAAUGGGCAGCAAGGGAGAGAUGGCCUCCCAGGUGUACCUGGCCUCAAAGGAGAGCCUGCCAAGGAGGGCAUUAAGGGUGAGCGUGGACCAGAUGGGGACCCUGGUCAUUUUGGAACCCCAGGAGAGAGGGGUCCCCCUGGUCUUCCAGGCAUCGGUCGACCAGGAGAGUCUGGAGAGAAAGGAAGUCCAGGGAGAUCAGGAAUUCCUGGAUCUCCCGGAGUACCAGGUGUAAAAGGUGAGCCAGGUGCAGGUGUGAGCGCUCCAGGACCUCAGGGAGUACCUGGACCACAGGGAGAAACCGGCCGACCUGGACUUCCAGGGGACAGAGGCCAGCAGGGAGACUCUGGGAUGCCAGGUUUCCCUGGACCGAAAGGUGACCAAGGAUCCUCUGGAAUUGGUUUCCCUGGCCCAACAGGUCAAAAAGGAAUCAGUGGAAUUCCUGGAGCUCCAGGAUUACCAGGAGAGCCGGGAAAACCAGGACAGGAUGGCUUUAGUGGACAACCUGGUCCACCUGGAACGAAGGGUGAACCAGGACGGGGACUUCCAGGCCCAAAAGGUCUGCAGGGCCUCCCAGGAAUUGCUGGCUUCCAGGGAGAGAAGGGUAACAUUGGACACCCCGGUGUUCCUGGACAGGAAGGGCAGACAGGACCACCAGGAGCUCAGGGAUUAAGAGGUGACGUGGGACCCCCAGGGCCUCCUGGACUGGUUGGCUUACCAGGUGAACCAGGAAAAGGCUCACCUGGAGCUCCUGGCCCACAGGGACCAACUGGAGAGCCUGGACCAUACGGUAGAGAAGGUGUAAAGGGAGAAAAAGGCUACCCUGGACCUCCCGGUCUGGACAUGCCGGGGCCUCAGGGAGAAAAGGGAAUCCCCGGUUUCCCAGGAUCCACGGGCUCUAAAGGACUGCCAGGGCCAUCGGGGUUACCGGGCAGGGACGGGCUGAUUGGAAACCAAGGUCCUAAAGGUGAAAUGGGGGUCAUGGGAACACCGGGAAUACCAGGAUUUCCCGGAUCACCUGGUACACCUGGAUCUUCUGGUCUGAGAGGUGAUCCCGGUAUUACUGGACCAAGAGGCAACAUUGGAGAGCCUGGACCUAAAGGAGAAAGGGGAGAGCGAGGUCUGCAGGGACCUGCAGGGAACAUGAGCAAAGUUGACAUGGAGCACAUGAAGGGGGAGAAGGGAGACCUUGGAGACUUUGGUGACCCUGGGAUCACGGGACAGAAGGGCCACCGUGGAAUGCCUGGAGACCCCGGCAUGCCAGGCAAAGAUGGGGAGCCUGGAUCACCCGGACAACCAGGUGAGAAAGGAGACCCCGGUUUUCCUGGAGACCCUGGCAGUAUGGGACCACCUGGACAUAAGGGCGGUGUAGGAGAGAUGGGGAUACCAGGUGCGCUCGGUCCUAAAGGUAGUAAAGGAGAUUUUGGUACACCGGGACAUCCAGGAUUCAGAGGCACAGAUGGACAGAAAGGAGACAAGGGAGCAGCUGGUGAUCCAGGUCUAGGGAUCCCAGGACAUCCAGGAGAAAAGGGUCAGACAGGCCAGCCAGGAUUUCCAGGAUCACCAGGAGAGAAAGGUCUUAAGGGUCAAGAGGGUAUGUCUGGCAAACCAGGACUGCAAGGACCCAAAGGAGAACAAGGAGGCUCCGGGUAUCCAGGUCAGCCAGGUAGACCAGGUGACAAGGGUACUCCUGGGCUUCCUGGGUCUGCAGGAGAAUCUGGUCGUGAAGGUCGACCCGGUCAGGGCGGCUUGCAGGGACCCUCUGGUCCUCCAGGAGAGAAGGGAGAGGCUGGAGUGGAUGGCAUCCCUGGAUCCUCGGGGGAGAGAGGAGACCCAGGUUUACCUGGCCGAGGUUUCGCUGGGCCACCUGGGAUUCUUGGUGGCAAAGGCGACAAAGGUAGCCCUGGCUUCCCUGGUACUCCAGGUCAUCCUGGUGUCCCUGGUAUAAAAGGCGACAAGGGACUUACAGGCUCACAGGGACAACAGGGUGAGCCAGGAGAGAGGGGGGGCCCAGGUAUAUCUCUAGAAGGCCCCAAAGGAGAGAGAGGAGGGACAGGACAACCUGGAGAAUCAGGAACCACGGGAGCACCAGGACCUGCUGGUGUGCCAGGCAGACAUGGACAAAAGGGAGAGAGAGGAGACCAAGGACUCCCUGGUUUCCAAGGAGAGUCGGGGCAAAAGGGCGACCCUGGAUUUCCUGGACUUCCUGGACAAGCCGGCCUUCCAGGUAUCGAUGGACAGAAGGGAGAGAUUGGGCUGCACGGUGUCCCUGGAUUUCCAGGUGUAAAGGGUAAUUUUGGGGACAUUGGAUUCAAAGGAGAGUUUGGAGACAGAGGAUUCCCCGGAGAAAAAGGUAAUGACGGCCCUCCAGGUCCCCCUGGGCCACACACCUUCAUUAAAGGAGACAUUGGAUUCCCAGGAACACAAGGUCUUCCAGGACCACAGGGGCCAUCUGGGUUCCUUGGGCUGAAAGGACAGCAAGGUGUGACAGGAAUUGCGGGGCCAAAAGGUGACGACGGCCUCCCUGGAUAUCACGGUCAGCCUGGAGCCAAAGGAGAGCCCGGCCUGCCGGGGCCACAAGGACCCAGAGGAUACCCUGGCCCCCCAGGACCUGAUGGUGUUCCAGGUCAAGUGGGUCCCCCUGGCCCCUCCUCCAUGGACCAUGGUUUCUUGGUAACCCGUCACAGCCAAACGAUAGAGGUGCCAUAUUGUCCCGAGGGAACCAUGCUCAUAUAUGACGGCUACUCCUUGCUCUACGUGCAAGGCAAUGAACGGUCUCAUGGACAGGACUUAGGUACGGCAGGCAGCUGUUUAAGGAAGUUCAGCCCCAUGCCCUUCCUGUUCUGUAACAUCAACAACGUGUGCAACUUCGCCUCUCGUAAUGACUACUCCUAUUGGCUCACCUCUCCUGAGCCCAUGCCCAUGAGCAUGGCGCCAAUCACCGGUGAGAGCAUCAAACCCUUCAUCAGCAGGUGUGCUGUGUGUGAGGCCCCGGCCAUGGUGAUAGCAGUUCACAGUCAGAACAUCAUGAUCCCUCCGUGCCCUCAAGGCUGGGACUCUCUGUGGAUUGGCUACUCCUUUGUCAUGCACACCAGCGCUGGCUCCGAGGGUUCGGGCCAGGCUCUGGCCUCUCCUGGCUCCUGCCUGGAGGAGUUCCGCAGCGCUCCGUUCAUCGAGUGUCACGGCCGCGGAACCUGCAACUACUACGCCAACUCCUACAGCUUCUGGCUUGCCACCAUCGAAGACAACGAGAUGUUUACGAAACCUGUCCCAACGACGCUAAAAGCAGGCAAUCUCAGAACACACAUAAGCCGCUGUCAGGUGUGCAUGAAGAGGACAUAGACGCGACACCGGAGUCCUCCGUCCUGACGUGCAAGCAAAUACCGCGUGCGCUGACGUCCUCCACUUAGCUUUUCUUCCUGUUUCGAAAAGGAUGGUGCUACUUCCCUGCAUGUGUGAGAGGAGAGGGACAGAGACCUGGUUUGCAGAACACUCAGAGACCGAACUUUACGAACCAGAACACAGAGAGUGACCAAGCGGCCUUUUGCUCCGUGCAGAAACACUUAACUAACAUGAUCACAACAUGUCUCUAAAGAAUGGCACCCAGUUUACCACUGCACUGAGUAAAUGCCCACUAAACUGGUAAAUGAGUGUUCAUUUUGCAAAGGGGUUGUUUGUGUGAGUCAGGUGCUAUUGAAUCUUACUUAUCUGCCUUAUUCCAUUUUUGUUAUUUUAAAUUUUCCUUCCAAGUGCCACAGCAUUCAAAGGUAUAGCUACAUUAAUAUUAUAGCUUUUCACAUCUUAUAACUUGUACUAAUGUAAAGGAUGGGACUGACCACUGGUUACUGAGGCUUCUGUCAUUUCUUCAAUCACAACAUGUUGCCACCACAGAUAUAUAUAUAACAAUCACUCUGUUGUAAAUAUAAAGCAUUCCUCUCUAACAUAGUUCAACAUACUCUCCUCAGGUUAUUAUUAUUGAGUUACUUUGUGUGUCAUUAGCUCCAUUUUUUAUUUAUAAGAUUAAUGAGAAUAUGUUGGACAUUCGUGUAUCUGAGAUUUUUCUUCGAUCCAAAAACGGUGCUUCAACAUCUGACACACCAGCGCCUUACUAACAUACAGAACAGCACUGAAAUAGCAUUGGCAGGUGUGAGUGUGCGUGCUUGUGUGCGUGUGUGUGUGCGUGUGCGUGUGCCUGUGUGUGCCUGUGUGUGUGCGUGCCUGUGUGUGUGUGUGUGUGUGUGUGUGUGUGUGUGUGUGUGUGUGUGUGUGCCUGUAUGUGUGUGUGUGUGUGUGCCUGUGUGUGUGCGUGCGUGUGUGUGUGUGUGUGUGUGUGUGUGUGUGUGUGUGUGUGUGCCUGUAUGUGUGUGUGUGUGUGUGUCUGCAUAAACAGUAUUUUAUUGCACAACCCUGUUGUUGGCAAAAUUCAAAACAAGUGCACAAAAAGUUAAAGACAAUAAAAGCAAAUCACCUUUAUACUAUCAGAAGAUUGCGUGUAACAGCUCUAUGUCAAACAAUCUCCUCCUCUCACAUUGAACCAAAUCGUUCUAAUCUUUGAUCCCAAAGUAAUGCACAUGUAAAGAUAUAUAUAUAUAUAUAUAUACUUACAAGUAACAUGUACUUGCUAUUCUGCUCAUGUACUUGACUGUUCCCGUUUGUGAAUGACUUCUUCCAUCCCUGUUGAUAUUAUGCAGAAGUUAUUUUUAAUUAAGUAGAGGAGAGGGUUAUCGUGUCAUGGCUGCACAUUCAAUCAAACUCAUACAGAUGAGGAGGAUUGUAUUUAUAAGUGUCUCUGCAGGCUGGGAUGUCUGAAGAGGUCUUAACAUAGGUGUGUGUUUUGUACUUUGAGAUAACUUCAGUCUUGUGUCGACACUAGAAAGACCAUGCGGACCCCAAACGGUUCCUGUGUCCCUUUCAGAGCAACUGACCGAUGCAAAGUUUUUUCUACUGUCAAAGCUAUAGCGAAUAUUCUUCACUGACCAUAGCCUGUUUAUGUUUGUUUGUUUGUUUGUUUGUUGUGCUUGGUUGUGAUAAAAUGCUCCAUGAAGUAUAUACAGUAUUAUCAUAUUUUGCCAUCAUAAAACAAAUUUGAUUACAGUGGGAAUGAUCUUAACUUCUUAACAAACACAACCGAACAUACUUCAUCGACAGUUUAUAUUUGCCAGAUCUCAUACUGUAUAAUUCCCGCAAUAAAGUGAUUUGUAGAAUAA
This is a messenger RNA of Scophthalmus maximus (turbot), 6940 nucleotides long. RefSeq names its product collagen, type IV, alpha 1 (gene col4a1). Bases 153 to 5075 code for a protein of 1640 amino acids. Gene Ontology annotation, molecular function: extracellular matrix structural constituent. The transcript is spliced from 52 exons. Gene Ontology annotation, cellular component: basement membrane; collagen trimer. Lineage: Eukaryota; Metazoa; Chordata; Actinopteri; Pleuronectiformes; Scophthalmidae. The record is from RefSeq and is a predicted model, not a curated record.